This is a messenger RNA of Vicia faba (fava bean), 672 nucleotides long. The record is from the annotation of a GenBank genome assembly. Lineage: Eukaryota; Viridiplantae; Streptophyta; Magnoliopsida; Fabales; Fabaceae.
AUGCGCAUUCCAAGAAGGAAUCUGUACCAGUUUUGUAACGAGUAUGCUGUUCCAAGGGAUAUAACGGAUAAUGUUAAGAAAGUCACUCCACAGGAUAUAGUUUGUUCCCAGAAAAAUGGUGGAGUUAUGUUGAAAGAAGAGGAUGUAGCUGUUAGUAAUGUCAAAAUUGAUUUGACUCGCGGAAAGCACAAUCCUCUAGAAAGCAUCCAUUUUUUCAAGGAUUAUGAAAGUGAUGAGAAAUUUACAAUUCCCGAUGAGCGCAUAAGCCACUUGUUGCCUGCAUCUUAUCAAGAUAUGAUUGUAAGAGUAUACUCGAAAAAGCUAGAACUGGAAAAAAAAUUGCAGAGGCAUGGAAUCAAAACACAGGUUUCACAAUUAAGAGGUGAAAAUUCUUCCUUGGUAAAGCGCCUCACUAAUGUAAGCCAAAAGUACACUGAUUCUGCUAUUGACAACAGAGUGCUGAAAGCUGAUGUUGAAACUUUGAGAGCAAAGGUGAAGAUGGCUGAAGAGACUGUCAAAAGAAUUAUUGGAUUGAAUCUGAUGUUUCACAUCAUGCCUGAUAUGUCAUCAAUGGGCAUGCCUUCAUUUGAUGGAAGCCCUUCAUACAAUUCAGCUGAUGCAGUUGUUCCUGUGCAAGACGAUCCACAUCAUCACUUCUACCAACAUGCAUAA